Drosophila takahashii is the source of this 1432-nucleotide messenger RNA. RefSeq names its product Chitinase 11 (gene Cht11). Gene Ontology annotation, biological process: chitin catabolic process; carbohydrate metabolic process. NCBI's taxonomy places the organism in Eukaryota, Metazoa, Arthropoda, Insecta, Diptera, Drosophilidae. Gene Ontology annotation, cellular component: extracellular region. Gene Ontology annotation, molecular function: chitinase activity; chitin binding. The record is from RefSeq and is a predicted model, not a curated record.
AUACCAGAUUGUUAUUGUUUUUGUGAUAACAUUUUGAUUAGCAAUAAAAAGUUACUGAUUAAUGAAACAAAGCGUAGAUGUGAGAUUCUGGAAAUCUAGAAAAGAUGGGGAGCUACGCGAAAGUGGAGGAGGAUUCACCGCAGGAGCGGAGUCAUCGAUCUUUGAUCUGCUGGAGUGCUUUGUUGUUGGUUUCCCUUGCGGUUAUCACAUUCUGGGGAUUCCAGGGAUUCCGGGGACUCUGGGGACUCCAGUUGCAAACCAAAAACCAGGAGGAGCAGCGACUGGUGUGCUACUACGCCACCGAUGGAGGCCACAAUCUCAGUUUGCUCGAUGUGCCCGGUGAUUUGUGUACCCACAUUAAUUUGGGACCCGCCAUCCUGAGCAAUGCCUCCAUAUUCCUGCCCUCAUCCCUCGUCCAGGUGCUGCAGAACGACAGCCGAUCCUUUCGCACGGCCCAUCCGCAGGUGCACCUGCUCCUUUGGAUCGGUGGAGCGGACAGUGGCCGCCAGUUUGCCCACAUGGUGGCGAAUCAUGCGAUGCGUAAGGUGUUCCUGCGCUCGCUGCGGGAAAUUAUGCGCACAUAUCCCAGUCUGGAUGGCAUCGACCUGGACUGGGAGUUCCCCAGUGCCUACGAUCGCGAGCGCAUGCAUCUCUCGCAGCUGCUCUACGAGAUCAGGACGGAAUGGCGUCGCGAGAAGCGUCAGCAGGAUAUCCUAUCCCUUGCGGUUGCUGCUCCCGAGGGAAUCGCCUUCUAUGCCUACGAUAUCCGGGAACUCAAUCUGUACGCCGACUAUGUGAAUCUGAUGGCCUACGACUUUCACUUCUAUCGCGAGGAUACACCCUUUACGGGAUUGAAUGCUCCACUGUAUGCUCGUGGUCAGGAGAGAUCCCUGAUGGCCACUUUUAAUAUCAACUACACCGUUCAGUGGUGGCUGCAAAGCGGCCUGGAGCCCCAGCGAUUGGUGGUGGGUCUGCCCACCUACGGUCACUCCUUCACCCUGGUGAAUCCUUUGAACCAGCGAAUUGGAGCACCUGCCUCGGGCUACGGCAAAUGUGGCCAACUGGGCUUCACCACACUCUCGGAAACCUGCGAAUGUGCCGCUAGAUACUUCAAGCCCACCUACGCCUAUGAUGCGGAGAGCUGUUCGCCUUAUUUGAGUGCCCUGCAGGAGUGGAUAUCCUACGAGAACCGAACGAGCAUCGCCUGCAAGGCCAACUAUGUAAAGUCCCUUAAACUAGGAGGCGUCAUGGUCUUCUCUUUGAACUCCGAUGACCUCAGGAAUGCUUGCAGCUAUGUGGAAAAAACGAAAAACCAAGAGAAGCCCGUCUUUCCACUCACCCAGGCCAUCAAGGAGAUCCUAAGAUCCUAAGGGAUGAAUCGCUGUGAUUAUAGUUACAAUCUCGGUAUUAAACAUGGGUUUGGAAAUUGACA